AUGAGGGUUCAUACUCGAGAAAAACCGUAUGUUUGCGAUAUUUGCGAAAAACGAUUCUCCCAGGAUGGAAGUUUAAGAACACAUAAAAGAAUACAUUCGAAAGAACGACCAUUUAAAUGCAAAGUCUGCGGAUACGAUGCGAAAACGAAACAUAGCUUGAUAAAUCAUGUCAAACGACUACAUCCACACGCAAAUGCUUCUGAAAUCAUGAUUAUUCCACCAAGACAAUUGAUAAGAAAAUAUCAUAAAUGUGAUAAAUGCAAUAAAAGUUUUCGUUGGUUAUCCGCUUUAUCGAAGCACCUGACAUCUCAUAAAAAAGAACGACCGUUUAUAUGUGAUAUUUGUAAGAAAACUUUCAAAUAUAAACAUCAUUUAAGUAGACACAUAAAAGGAGUACAUGCACAGGAACAAACCGAAUCUUUUUCCAAAGAAAGCCCACAACUUGGUCAUGAAAUGCUGUCAGAUUAUUUUCAAACACCAUCAACCAGUUCUCAAGCAAAAGAAUCAAUUGAAUCUGAAGAAGAUUUUCCAGAAAGUAUUUUCACAGCAAGAGAAGCCGAAGAAUUUCUUGAAACUUUUAACAUAAAUUUAGAAAUUAAAAAGUUCGAAACAUCUUCACAACUGAAAUUCUUCUCAGAGAUGGAUACUGAUAAAAGUAAUUUCGAAUGUCAAUAUUGUGGACAACAAUUCACUGACGAAAUUUCUUUAAAUGAACACAAAGAACAAUUCCAUCAAUCUAAUUAAUUUUGGACUUUUAAACGAUGUGAAUUUAAAAAGAUAUUGAAUUUUAUUAAAAUUUUCAGAGUUCAUGUUCUAAUUAAAAUUAAAUUUUUAGUAAAACAA
Molecule: messenger RNA, 843 nt
Organism: Centruroides sculpturatus (bark scorpion)
Lineage: Eukaryota; Metazoa; Arthropoda; Arachnida; Scorpiones; Buthidae
Product: zinc finger protein 43-like
Exons: 3
Coding region: 1-744 (247 amino acids)
Biological process (GO): regulation of transcription by RNA polymerase II
Cellular component (GO): nucleus
Molecular function (GO): DNA-binding transcription factor activity, RNA polymerase II-specific; RNA polymerase II transcription regulatory region sequence-specific DNA binding
Source: RefSeq, a predicted model, not a curated record